Messenger RNA from Aethina tumida (small hive beetle), 1650 nucleotides. RefSeq lists its product as uncharacterized. The transcript has 3 exons. Lineage: Eukaryota; Metazoa; Arthropoda; Insecta; Coleoptera; Nitidulidae. The coding region runs from base 257 to 1000 and encodes 247 amino acids. The record is from RefSeq and is a predicted model, not a curated record.
ACCCUCGUAUAACAGGUGUUAUCAAGCACGUACGUUCUUUUACUGUUAAACGUGCAGAGCGCUAUAUUCAAAGGUAAAUAGCUUUUUUCAUUUCACCGAUAUCUUGUGUAAAGUAACGGUUUCCAUUUCUCCGUAUACCGCGCAGGCAAAUUUUAAUCUUUCGGAUAGAAUUAGCUGUAAAACGUUCAGUUCAGGUAGUGUGCCGGUUUAUUAUGCUAGAUGUUGGAGCUACUCUUCUAAAUCAAUCUCAUUAAACAUGAGCGGCAACACAUUGGAGAGGAUUCAAAGAGAAAUAAAAGAAAAUGUAGAACGCGAGAGUGAAUUGCGUAAAUUGUAUGGCAGUGAAAAGGUGCAAAACAAUGAGGAAUCAAACAAUAAUAAAAUUAUUAGCAACGGAUCGACAAAUGGAUUUACAAAUGGAACAGUUGUGAAGGAAGAUGUUAAAAUAAAAAAGAAUGGGAUACGUCUUUUUGCACAAAAUACAUCAACAAGAGGUCUGAUGAAAAAUUUUUUUAAAACUAGGGGAAAAUUAAACUCUGCCAUUAAUACAACAUCUCCAAGCAAUAACUACCAAAGUUGGUUGCCACCCAGUGUUACCAUUGAAAAGGGACCUCCUGUUAGGAAAGGAUAUGUUUCAGCACAAGAGAAAAUGAAACAGGAAUUACAAGAUUACACAGAAAGGGAAAAGGAACUAAGAAUGCAAAGAAUCAAAUCGAACCCGAAUAUAAUGGCGGCCUUAAACCUCGAAGAUGAGAACUACGAAGAAUCGUCCCACAACGAAAACGGCAAUUUCUUCAAGUUAAAGUCAGCGAAAUCAAUGUCUAAUUUGUACAGCGAAUCGGAAAAUUCUUCGGUUGAAAACAAUUCCGCUCCGUCCAGCCUAAAGCCGGCCCGUUCCACUAUAUUGUUAUGUGAUAUGUCCGAGUAUAAAGAUGAGAUACCUGGUACUCACAAUUUAAUAAGGCAGUUCGAGAGUCUUACCAGUCAGGAUAGAUCUUAAGUUUUAUAUUUUUAUAGUAUGUGAUACAAUCCCGUCCAAUAUUUAAUUAAAAAAAAUACGUACUUAAAACUCCUUAUUUGUGGAGCGAUGAUGUAAAUCAAUUAUAAAUAAUUUUAGAGAUCACAAAUAAUUUAUUUAGCUUAAAUAAUGGCACACGUCAACUCUAUUCCAAAUUGAGUACAAAUCUUGCCUUACAUGUUCCUGAAGUUAGCGGUUAUAUUUAUUAUAUUUUGUAAUGAGCAGUAUUUAUGUAUGAUAAAAAUACCAUUUCCUAAUGUAUUUUGCAGCCAUUUUGGCGAAUUGUAGUGAUAUAAGAAAACAAUUGUUUGUUGUGUAUUAAUUAAUCUCAUGUUGUAUUUUUUACUAGUUUCCAUAUUAUUUCUAAGGCACAUACAGGGUAUGUUUGACAUUACUCUUUUCUUUAAAUAUAAAUUUUUAAACUUUUUACACAACUUAUAUACUUAAGAAAUUUUAUGUAUAACAGUUCGUUUGACAAAGUGUGUAUAUACUGUCUUUUGAUAAAAUGAAAAUAACUUAUGAUAGAAAUUUAAAAAUUAUUUUCUAUGUAUUUAUAACUCUACCAUAGGUUGUAUCAUUUAUUACAGUUCCCCUAAAGUUUUAAACUAUUUUGAAUAUAUAAUUUAAUUUCA